Molecule: messenger RNA, 2034 nt
Organism: Cladophialophora bantiana CBS 173.52
Lineage: Eukaryota; Fungi; Ascomycota; Eurotiomycetes; Chaetothyriales; Herpotrichiellaceae
Product: acetoacetate-CoA ligase
Exons: 12
Coding region: 1-2034 (677 amino acids)
Cellular component (GO): cytosol
Molecular function (GO): acetoacetate-CoA ligase activity
Source: RefSeq, a predicted model, not a curated record
AUGGCACCGAUUCCAACCUACGUACCACCUCCUGGUCUAAGAACCAAACUAGACGAUUUCCGAGAAUAUCUAAACGACAAGUACGGUCAACAGCUAACUACCUAUGCCGACCUACAUGCAUUUUCCACAAAUCGACUCAACGACUUCUGGUUAUCGCUUUGGAACUUCGCAGGUAUCAAAGAGUCAGCACAUCCAGCCAAGGCUAUAGAUGAUAAUGCGGUCAUCGACCGAUUUCCAUCCUUCUUUGAAGGCGCCAGAUUGAACUUCAGCGAGAACAUACUAGCAGGAAAGGCUGACGGAGUGGCCGUCAUCGACAUGAACGAAAGCAACAUUUCCCAGCCGGAGCGAUACUCAUGGCAGGAUUUGCGGGAAUUGACGCGACAAUAUUCCGAUGCAUUAAAGUCGUCUGGCCUCAAGAAGGGAGAAGUUGUCGCACUUGUCGGAUCAAAUUGCAUACGUUCGCUUGCCUUGUUGCUGGCAACAGCUGCCGUAGGAGGCAUAUUCAGCUCUUUCGCAACUGACAUGGGGGAAAAGGCCCUUGACGAUCGACUUCAGUUACUAAAGCCGCGUUUGCUGAUUGCAGAGUCUAUAUACUCUUACAAGGGGAAAAGGCACGAUAUCUCUUACAAACUCGACUCAUCGAUCAAAAAACUUCAGCAGAUCAACGAGUGUGAGGCGAUCAUAAUCGGCCCAGGACAGAACCUUGCAUCAAAAUGGUCCUCCUUCGACAGCUUCCUUAAACGAGCAAUUGGCAGAAAGUUGAAAUUCAAGCAAGUCUCUUUCAACACACCAUUUGUGGUGAUGUUCUCUUCAGGAACCACAGGCACUCCAAAAGGUAUAGUUCAUUCACAUGGAGGACUGGUCAUAAACGGCGUAAAAGAGUAUCUUCUCCAUAACAACCUCGGACCAGACGAUUUGCAUUAUCAGUAUACUAACAUCGGAUGGACUCUGUGGAAUAUAUCAAUCGGUGCUCUGUUCGUUGGCGCCAGCUUGAUUCUUUAUGAUGGUAGUCCAUUCUACCCAAGUGCGGAGAAAUUUCUGGAGGUCCUUUUCAGGAAUAGGAUCACUUCGUUUGGUGCUGGGCCACGGUAUUAUUCGGAGUUACAGAAACUGAAGGUCCAACCAAAAAAAUACUGUCACCACCUUCACUCCAUAAUAUCCACAGGCGCCGUUCUGACACCUCCUCUCGCGGAAUGGCUCGCGAAUGCUUUCGGUCCUGUUUGUCAGAUCUCCAUGUCUGGAGGUACCGAGCUCUGUGGCGCCUUUCUACACGGUACUCGCUCGUUACCCUCAUAUCCUGGAGAGAUGGCGGUCAAGGCUCUCGGCAUGGAUGUUGUCGUUUUCUCUGCUGAUGGGAAGCCGCUCCAAGACGGAGAGAGCGGCGAGCUCGUCUGCCGAAAACCAUUUCCGAAUAUGCCUGCCAAGUUCUGGAAUGAUCAUGAGCGCAAGCGAUACUACAACUCAUAUUUUGCUACUUUCCCCCAUGUGUGGACACACGGAGACUUCAUUCAAGUCAAUCGAGAGACGAAAGGUAUUUACGUUCUUGGCAGAAGCGACGGAGUGCUCAAUCCAUCAGGUGUGCGAUUUGGCAGUUCCGAGAUUUACAACAUCCUUGCGACACCGAAGCUCAACGGCCUUAUCACGGAUGCCAUCGUGGUCGGUCAACAACGUGUCGAACCCCCAUUUGUUGACGCAGCGGAACGGGUCGUGCUCUUCAUCAAGUGCACUCCACAUGCCAGCACGGGAACGUGGCAUCCGCGAACAGAGGUAAAAUCCGCGAUAUGUGAGCAGAUCGUCGCCAACUUAAGUCGGAGACAUGUCCCCGCUUUCAUCUUCGAGACUGCGGAAGUGCCGUACAACGCUAAUGGGAAGAAGCUGGAGAUCCAGGUCAAGGCGGUGCUGUGUAGGGGUAAACAAGCACUCUCAAGGUUGAAGCUGACUCAGGAGGAGUUGAGGCAAAUCAAGUGGUUUGAAAGGUUCUAUGAGAUUGAAAAGAUGGCUAAAGAGAUGGAGACAGGCGGUCCGCAUUUAUGA